Molecule: messenger RNA, 315 nt
Organism: Funneliformis caledonium
Lineage: Eukaryota; Fungi; Glomeromycota; Glomeromycetes; Glomerales; Glomeraceae
Source: the annotation of a GenBank genome assembly
AUGGUGCUGAUUUUCUUUUCCGGUAUAUCUCAACUAGGAAAGAUAUUUGAUGGUGAGAAUGGAACAAAACUUCUGAAAGAGAUAGGUAAAAAAACACCAAAAAUGAUGAAAGAUAUCUUUGCAUGGCCGUGGGUGAAUCGAACAAGAAUGAUUGGCAUUCCUGCCAAAGUUGAAGAAUUUGGCUCCAAAAUGAUUGUAAGAAAUAUGAUUGAUCUUGUGGAGCAAAAUAAUGCAAUAAAAUUGAAUGACGAAGAACUCAAGGAGUUGAAAAAAGUUGUGAAUCUCUCCAACAUUACUACAGUUACCGCUAAAUAA